AUGGGUUUCCAGUACCAUCAUGCGGGCCCGUCUUCAGAAACGCUGCAGCAUCCAUUAUCUGCAGGCGAAUCUGUGAACGUUCAAGCUCAUGAGCGUAUUCGGUCCCGCAAGCCCCGGGAUUGGUUCGAAAGCACUUUAUUCUGGCUGUCGCGACUCGCCUCAAUCACCUGGCUCAUAAUUGUGUUCACAGCGGCUUGUACUGUCUUGAUAUCAUGGGAGGGGUACUGCGACCAGCGGCACGGGCAUCGCUUGGGUGAAGACCCCACGGGGAACAUUCCGGAGUUCCCCCGCGUCAUACAACAUUUCGAGUUGACGGCCGACUACACAUUCAACCCGCUGAACACGACCGCCGUCGAGAAGCACCAAGUACGAAAGAACUGGGAUGCCUUGAUGCCAGUCGGCCAUGGGUUCUUCAGCGCAACGAAGAACCAAAACCAACUGCCGACGGUGACGGUCGACCCGGAGAACCACCCGGCGCACAUCACGGCCGUGUUCCACCAGCUGCACUGUCUCUACAUGAUCAUGCAGGCGUACCACUCGGGCGUGCAGGCGACGGAGGAGACGGAGGCGAUGGCGUUUCACCUGCGGCACUGCUUCGAGUACCUGCGGCUGUCGCUUGCCUGCCACGGCGACACGGCGCUCGGGGGUAGAGUCGACGACACGACGGCCGGGGAGGCGGGGGCACAGCAUGUGUGCAAGGACUGGGGGGCUGUCAAGCGGUUUGCCGAGACGCAUCGGACGAACGAGUUUCGGGGCAUCAUCGACACUGACUAG
This is a messenger RNA of Verticillium alfalfae VaMs.102, 774 nucleotides long. RefSeq lists its product as hypothetical. The record is from RefSeq and is a predicted model, not a curated record. Gene Ontology annotation, biological process: mycotoxin biosynthetic process. Bases 1 to 774 code for a protein of 257 amino acids. The transcript has 3 exons. Lineage: Eukaryota; Fungi; Ascomycota; Sordariomycetes; Glomerellales; Plectosphaerellaceae.